CUUUAUUGCAUGGUUGGCUUUUCAAAGAAAAAUGGAUUGCCGCUCAUUUCAUCGCAUACGGAUAUGAUCAAACGCAAACUUCCGGCAUAUCACUAUAACGAUCAUGAUCGUUAUUCUUCCGCAUUUGAGGAUCCAUCCCGCAGCAAAAACCACAACAGCCACAGCCACAGCCACAGCCACAGCAGCAAGAACCGAUUACGAUUACAGCAAGCGGAAGACGAAGGAGGGCAUAGUACUCUUGUCGAUGAACUACCGCCAUACACGUGUACAGUUUAUAAAAUGGGCUAUGUGAAAAUAAAGCAAGAAACUGGUAGUCAACCGCCGUCAUCCAGUCGAAUUCGAUGGAGAAAGUUUUAUAUACGAUUAUGGGGCACGGCAUUAUACAUGUAUAAGAACAAGGAUGAAACGAAACCAGUAUAUACCCUCUCAAUGCAACGCGUAGAAGCGGGGCUGGCCCCCGAGUUUCAUAAGAAGCCAAGCGUGCUUCGUCUCAGAGCUGCUACUACGGGCGAUCAGUUUUUGAUGCGGUUGAUGAAUACUACGGAUAUGGUCUCUUGGAUCGAGCAUUUGCAAGCAGCGGCCAAUAUCAGCCUUGAUCUCGAUACUAGGAAGAUGCCCCGUUUUGUUACAAUGACUCGACCGAACAAUCAAUCAACAACAACAGCGAAUCUGACGUUGAGCAUGGGCAACAGAACAGUGGUGACAGUGUGUCGCUAUGAAGGAAGGGUGCGCCUCCACCAUUGUCGAAAUAAUGGAUAAAAUAUAGGAUAGGCGAAUUUUGUUAGCGAAUGUACAUAUUUCAAUGAUACCUACUGCUACAAGUACUUCUUUAUGUGACUCUUGGUAUAAAGUACAUAUUUCUUUCUUGCAAGAGGAAAGGCG
Molecule: messenger RNA, 882 nt
Organism: Zychaea mexicana
Lineage: Eukaryota; Fungi; Mucoromycota; Mucoromycetes; Mucorales; Lichtheimiaceae
Exons: 2
Coding region: 10-759 (249 amino acids)
Source: RefSeq, a predicted model, not a curated record